Dufourea novaeangliae is the source of this 858-nucleotide messenger RNA. RefSeq names its product pleckstrin homology domain-containing family F member 2 (gene rush). Lineage: Eukaryota; Metazoa; Arthropoda; Insecta; Hymenoptera; Halictidae. Gene Ontology annotation, molecular function: phosphatidylinositol binding; metal ion binding. The record is from RefSeq and is a predicted model, not a curated record. Gene Ontology annotation, cellular component: early endosome. Bases 13 to 813 code for a protein of 266 amino acids. The transcript is spliced from 8 exons.
AUUCAUAGGAUCAUGGUUGACCGAUUGGUAAAUAGUGAGGCCAAUGCCAGGCGUAUUGCUAUGGUUGAAAACUGCUUUGGCAGUUCUGGUCAGCCAUUACACGUACCUGGAAGAGUUUUGGUUGGCGAAGGUGUCUUGACAAAAAUGUGUAGAAAGAAACCAAAACCGAGACAGUUCUUUCUAUUUAACGAUAUACUGGUGUAUGGAAACAUUGUAAUCAACAAGAAAAAGUACAACAAACAGCAUAUUAUACCACUCGAAGAAGUGAAAUUGGAGUCUUUGGCUGACGAUGGUCAAUAUCGCAAUGGUUGGCUUAUAAAAACAGUAACAAAAUCAUUUGCUGUUUAUGCUGCCACUGCAACAGAGAAACAAGAAUGGAUGGCUCAUAUCACAAAGUGUAUCGAAGACUUAUUAAGAAAGAGUGGUAAGAAACCGGUUGAAGUUCAUGCAGCUGUCUGGGUACCAGAUAAUGAAGCAACGAUAUGUAUGCACUGUAAUAAAACACAGUUCACAGUCUUAAACAGACGGCACCAUUGCAGACAAUGUGGAGCUGUAGUAUGCGGACCGUGUAGCAAUAAGAAAUUAUUAUUGCCAGGACAAGGAAACGGAAAAGCAGUUAGAGUCUGUUUACAAUGUUUUGAUGCAGCUAGUAAAGUAAAAGCAUCGUCUCCAACUACUGACAGUUUGAAUAAUAAAUAUCAGCAACGGAAUUCUGCUGAUAGUUCAGGAGGAGAUAGUUCUGGUGACGACGAUGAUGGAAAUAAAGAAGAAAAUCACGACGAGCCUAAAUUUUACUCCACACUUGCUCGAUGAAGUUGUUCAGAUUGCUAUUAAAGCAAAAAUGCCUACAGACAGAGA